GUUCGCUUUUGAGCGUUUGCGCUUGGGAGGCGCGGCUAGAGCCGUGGUUUCGUGUGUGCUUCUAUUAGGUGCCAUCCGGUAGUGAUGGCGGCGCUCAGUGAGACUUUCCUGUCACUGGAUACUACUACUCCCAGCCCUCCUCAAAGCCGCCGGAGCAACCCCCUGGUCUUUAAUUUACAAGUAGCAAUUUGACUUGCUCUGCUGCAUGUCAGGUGGGAGCUUGGAAAGUGUGGAGAAGCCCCGGGGAUUAAGCGAUCGCAGCUUAAAAAGAAAAAAAGCCAAGCAAAUAAACAAAACCCACCCACCCUAACAAACAUGAGGCUGCUGGAGAGAAUGAGGAAAGAAUGGUUCAUGAUUGGAAUAGUACUGGCGAUUGCGGGAGCAAAGCUGGAGCCGUCCAUAGGGGUGAAUGGGGGACCACUGAAGCCAGAAAUAACUGUCUCCUACAUUGCUGUCGCAACAAUAUUCUUUAACAGCGGACUAUCAUUAAAAACAGAGGAGCUGACAAGUGCUUUGGUGCAUAUAAAACUGCAUCUUUUUAUUCAGAUCUUUACACUUGCAUUCUUCCCAGCAGCAGUAUGGCUUUUUCUUCAGCUUUUAUCAAUCACACCCAUCAAUGAAUGGCUUUUAAAAGGGUUGCAGACAGUAGGUUGCAUGCCUCCACCUGUGUCUUCUGCGGUGAUAUUAACCAAGGCAGUUGGUGGAAACGAGGCAGCUGCAAUAUUUAACUCAGCCUUUGGAAGUUUUUUGGGCAUCGUUGUCACACCCCUGCUACUGCUGCUUUUUCUUGGCUCAUCCUCUUCUGUGCCUUUUACAUCUAUUUUUUCUCAGCUUUUUAUGACUGUUGUGGUUCCCCUCAUUAUUGGACAGAUUGUCCGAAGAUACAUCAAGGACUGGCUCGAAAGAAAGCAGCCUCCUUUUGGUGCCGUCAGCAGCAGCGUGCUCCUCAUGAUCAUCUACACAACCUUCUGUGACACGUUCUCGAACCCAAGUAUCGACCUGGAUAAAUUCAGUCUCCUUCUGGUACUGUUCAUAAUAUGUUCUAUUCAACUGAGUUUUAUGCUUUUAACCUUCAUCUUUUCCACAAGGAAUAAUUCGGGUUUCACACCAGCAGACACUGUAGCUGUCAUGUUCUGUUCUACACACAAAUCCCUCACGUUGGGAAUCCCAAUGCUGAAGAUUGUGUUCGCAGGCCACGAGUACCUCUCUUUAAUAUCCGUCCCCUUGCUCAUCUACCACCCGGUGCAGAUCCUCCUGGGAAGCGUGCUCGUGCCAACAAUAAAGUCCUGGAUGGUGUCAAGGCAGAAGGGAGUGAAAUUGAUGAGGCCGACCGUAUAACAAAGGAGGCAGUCAUUCCGCAGCCAUGUAUAUAUGUACAGGAUUGUACUUACAGUUCUGAAGACUUGUAUUUGUGAACGUUGCUUCGAUGCAUAUUUUAUUUUUUUACACACAAAAAAAUAUGAUAUAACUGUUUAAAGUGCCUUAAAAUGUAUUUGACGAGAGCAUUAUUUCCAAAACCUCCUUUGUUGGUUACUGCCAGGGGUGGUACAGUAUUUUGGAGUUGUUUAAUUUUCUUUUUUCCUAACGCAGAAAACGGCCGUUGAAGGUGACAAAAAAACAAGCACGUUUUCCUCGUACCAUCUUCCGUGCACUUCAGCUCUCUCCUGGUUACUGUACUGUUUGAAAUGAGGUCACAUCAUCAGGAAAAUGCCCUUCCCAUGACAGUGAAUAUUUCCAAAAUCUUAUUUGAUUUACCACAUGAUUCUUUCUUUUUCUGCAACUGUGACAUGCCUCUUCCUUAUCAACUCAGCAGGGGUCACAGAUUGAAUAGCUGCUGAAAAGCAUAUAAGUCAUCUGCAUUUCUUGAUAUCAUUUUUUAAGACAUUCCUUCACAUAGUUUCCACGCAGAAAUUCCUCAGUUCCAUUAUAAGAGACUGUGGUGUUCUGUGUCUUAAAUUUAUUAUAAGCUGCUUCAAAGAAAGGGCCUGAUGUUUGAGUUAUGAGUCAAAGUACAUGAGGUUUGGAGAUUAAACUACAGGAUUUGGGUUUCAGGAUUUUUUUCAAAUUCUAUUUCAAAUGUUUUCCCUUUUUCUUCCAUCAUUUCUUUCUUACCUGUUUUCCAGCACACUUGGAAACUCCCAACAGCCAAAUGUGAGACACCGAAAUGUUACAAUUAGUUUGAGUGGCAACAAUUAAUGAUGGAUUAUUCCACAUUCCACAACUGAGACCAAAAUUGUCUUCCUGUUACACUGAUGUGCUGAGCACAAAUUUUCCCUUUUAGCCAGAAGCAGCCUGUUACAUCUUGGAAUCAAGUACACUUAAGGCAUUUGAAACGUUAUUAAUGAGAAUUUUCCUUGGCAGAUUUGACAAAUGUUUGCAACAUUUUUUUAAAAAAAUUAAAUCACAUUGCUGUUAUGAAUAAAUGAAAAUAUCAAGGUCGCAGAGGCAAACAAAUGUUACAUAUACACAUUCUGUCUAGCUGUGUGGAAAGGAAAACAGACACAGAAAAUGCAAAACCAUUCAUUAACCAAAACAGCAAGUACAGUUAGUUCCCAGACUAGCAUCAGCUUGCCAUGGAGUACCCAACAUUUGCUUCUGCUGAGGCUGGAAGAGCUUUCACAACCCAGUUAGAGAAUAAAGUCAUUGCUUGAUAGAAACGAGGGAACACUUUUUCUCUGCUUCCUGCACACCAUUCCGUCACACCUCUCUACUGUUCAUGAUUUAACAGAUGACACUGGCAUCCUGAGUUGCACUGAGGCCACAUCAUGUCUUUAGCAGCUGUUUUGUUAUUUUAUCAAUAACAAAGAGUCAUUCCUUAGAAGCUCACCGUGUUUACCAAUAUCAUAAAUUUACAUUACUGUUACUGCCAGCUCUUAUCUUGUGUUACUUCUGAGUCAUUUCAGUGUCACUGAAACUCAUACAUUUCACAAGAGUUAGCCUCAGUGUAAGUUUUAAGGCUAGUGCCAGACCCUGCCAUGCUAAACAGGCUAUUUGUCAAGAAUUCCUAUUGUCAAGAAAUUCACUUGUGUCUAAAACUACAGCAAUUUUGCUUGGUCUUUUUGGUGCUUACAUAUGGAGCACAGAAAGGUUUUUAUGUUUUUUUCCUACAAACUUCUUUGAAUUUCAGAGUAAAUGGAAUUGUCUGUCUGAGCUAUCAUAAAAAUCUUCAGCCUAGUAUUAGAAUACUGAUUUUUUCCCCCUCAACUUAUCUACCUCUAUAGUCUUUCACCUAUAGUAGGUGUGACUAUGGGAUAAAGUUCAACUAGAAAUGCUAUAACAUUUUAUCUUUUGCUUUAAAAAAGUGUCUUCUGUUUUCAAAUAAUCUUUACAUAAGUGAAUUUUGGUGGCUUUAUUGAUAUGUUUAUGCCUAUUUCUUUUUUUACACAAAGGCUGUGCAUAUUUUUCCAUAAAGGACAAAAAAUAAAAUCGAAUUUUAUUUUUAAUUCAUGCUUACUGGGAUUUAAUUAUUCAUAUCUUGAAAUAUGUCCAGGUACUGCUUUACACAUUUGUUUUGUCUAAAUGUAUUUAUGAAAGAACUACAUUAUAUUUAUGUUUGCUCACUUUUCCACCUGGAUUUUUUUAAUGGCUGUUAUGAAAUUUUAUUUUUUAAAUGGGUGAGAAUGUUCAUCUUUUCAUGUGCUCUUUUCUAAGUUUUCAAAUUUUGUGGGUUCUUUUUAUUCUUCCCUCUUCUGGUUAAAACUAACACACCUCUGGCUAAAUGUUCAGUGUUUAUGCUAAAUACCAAAUUUUUUUAAAAGGGUUGGUGAAGUAACGGAGUGGAUUAUUUAUGAUGAAUGGAAGAUGAAGAUAAUUCUAUGAUUAAACAAAGGUGUUUCAGAAAUCACAAGAGAGCCUGUGGCUUAUUU
This is a messenger RNA of Capra hircus (goat), 3866 nucleotides long. RefSeq names its product solute carrier family 10 member 7 (gene SLC10A7). The transcript has 12 exons. NCBI's taxonomy places the organism in Eukaryota, Metazoa, Chordata, Mammalia, Artiodactyla, Bovidae. Gene Ontology annotation, cellular component: plasma membrane. Bases 316 to 1338 code for a protein of 340 amino acids. The record is from RefSeq and is a predicted model, not a curated record.